UCAGGUAACCCUGGAAUGUCCCCCUGAACACCUGGACACUGCGGUCCUCGUCCCCACUAUUACACAAGACGCUGUCGCCCAUUAUAUACAGGCGCUGGGAGAGUCGGUUGGUAUCUUUGCUGUGAAAGAGACGGCUGGAAUGGCAUUCACUCGCCCAGCGGUCAGCAUUGAGGAUGUGGAUUCCGGAUCUAUCACUGAAGCAAUAGGACAUGAAGAAAGUAUUAAGCCUCCAGCCUCCCCCUACAAACAGCGAACCCUCACCGUGCCGAUGACCUCCACUGCCCCAAAGAGUCAAAAGAGGACGCAGUCUGGGGAAAGCGCUGAUGACCUAUUGGACGGCGGCCCAGAGGAGGAGGAGGUGAUGGAGCGUUCCGCAUCCGCCAUCAGUCAAAGCAGCACCGUAAUCACAGAGCGCCUCCAGGAGCUGGUCAGACUGUUCAAAGACCGAACAGAGCGAGUGAAGGAAAAGCUGAUAGACCCUGAGGUAUCCUCCGAUGACGAGAGUCCUGUUGCAUCUCCAUCUAAAAAAGCUGCACCACCACCACCUCCCCCACCCCCCCCCCCACACGAGGAGAAGAAACCAGAAGGCGCAGCCCCCGUUGUGGAAGAACACUACUGUGAGAUGCUCUGCUGCAAACUUAAGACCCGACCAUGGUGGACCCAACUUCACAAAUACAGAUUCCCGUCCAGUAUUGAUCCACUGACUAACCUCAUGUAUGUCCUGUGGCUCUUCUUCGUGGUGAUGGCGUGGAAUUGGAAUUGUUGGCUCAUCCCAGUACGUUGGGCCUUUCCCUACCAGACGCCGACCAACAUCCACUACUGGCUCCUCAUGGACUAUCUUUGCGAUCUCAUCUACCUGCUGGACAUUGUUGUGUUUCAGGCCCGCCUGCAGUUCGUGCGUGGCGGCGACAUCAUUGUAAGUUUUACGAGUCAUCUACCUCACAAUCCCAUUGGACAGUCCUCACAUCGCACAGACAACACCCAGCCACAGAUAUCAUCCACCAUAGACAUUUUGAUGUGUGUGAUAACGUUACAAUCCUUUAUAAAAUCUAGUCUGGCUAUUCCUGGCUCCCCGAGGGAGGGCCUUUUUGUAGGGUGACCACAUUUCCAAACUGCCAUUCAGGGACAACCCCCCCCUUCCCAAAAAUCAACUUGUGCCGUAACGAAUCCCAGCACAAAACCGGUGUGCUCUAUACCCAGAAGCACUGAUCACGCCCCCAAAAAAGGACGCCAUAUCGCCACUUUUACUCACUGACGGUACUUGUCCUGGCCGGCUGAGACCCGAUUUUACCUUGUUCCAUG
Messenger RNA from Rana temporaria (common frog), 1302 nucleotides. RefSeq names its product cyclic nucleotide-gated cation channel beta-1-like. Gene Ontology annotation, molecular function: intracellularly cGMP-activated cation channel activity; protein-containing complex binding; cGMP binding. Gene Ontology annotation, biological process: retina homeostasis; monoatomic cation transmembrane transport. Gene Ontology annotation, cellular component: plasma membrane; intracellular cyclic nucleotide activated cation channel complex; photoreceptor outer segment. NCBI's taxonomy places the organism in Eukaryota, Metazoa, Chordata, Amphibia, Anura, Ranidae. The record is from RefSeq and is a predicted model, not a curated record.